AUGAGUCGAUGCGAUUUUAAAAUUGUUUUGUUGGGAAGCGAACAUGUUGGAAAGACGAGUUUAGUUUUAAGAUUUGUUAAUUGUAGGUUUAAUAGUGGGACGCCAUAUCAAAAUACAAUUGGAGCGGCUUUCUGCGCAAAACAAAUGCAGUCACACGAUAGAGAAUUCAACGUCGGUAUAUGGGAUACAGCUGGCAGUGAGAGAUAUGAAGCGAUGACGCGUAUGUACUACAGAGGCGCGCACGCCGCUAUCAUCUGCUAUGAACCCUCAUCGAUGCCAUCAUGGACGAGGUUACGUCACUGGCUACAGGAACUUAGGACUGUGGAAGAGGAUUGCAAAGUUUAUCUAUGUGGAACCAAGAAAGACCUGCUCGAUUCUGGAUCAGUACAGCGUGAGGUACCCGAAGACAUCAUAGCGACUUACUCUCAAGGCCUACACGGACACUUUCUAACGUCUAGCAAAACUGGGGAGAACGUUGAUGAACUAUUCCAGAAGAUAGUCGAUGAUUGCGUAGGAGAUUUAAGAGUUAUGAAGAACGUGGAAGAAGCAAGGGUUAAUUUACAGAAAGAAGAUUAUGAAAAAAAUAAGAACUACUGCUUUUGCUGA
This is a messenger RNA of Melitaea cinxia (Glanville fritillary), 606 nucleotides long. RefSeq names its product ras-related protein Rab-24-like. Bases 1 to 606 code for a protein of 201 amino acids. Gene Ontology annotation, cellular component: autophagosome; endomembrane system. Lineage: Eukaryota; Metazoa; Arthropoda; Insecta; Lepidoptera; Nymphalidae. The record is from RefSeq and is a predicted model, not a curated record. The transcript has 5 exons. Gene Ontology annotation, biological process: intracellular protein transport. Gene Ontology annotation, molecular function: GTP binding; GTPase activity.